GUCGAAACUUCUCCUGUCAGUCAGUGUCAUAGCUCUCUUGCUCGAUAGCUAUUUCUCUACUAUCGCGUAUCACUCUAUAGUCUUUCUUUACAUGUACCUCACAUCUACGUACAUCCAAUCAGCUCUUCUCUAGAAAUGACUGCCCCCACACCCAAGUCGGCGCUCGCGAUGAUGCCGACGCCCAAUAUCCCUGCGUCCGAGGCUGUCGGCCACUGCCAGAGUGUCGCAAUAAUCGAUGCUCCACUGCAAGAGGUCUGGGAUACUUUAAUGGACACCUCUACCUGGCCAUCAUGGAACAGAUUCGUCCCUGCCGUGACUAUCCGAGAGCAGCCCGGAUCCGAUGGGGGCGAUCUCUCCCCGGUCCUCCAGACUGGGACGAAGAUGACUUAUCACGUGAACAUGAAGCCGACCAGCUCGUCCCAGCCACAGCGUGCACAGGCGAACAAUGAUACUCCAUUGGUCGUGACGGAGUGGGAUCCGCCCAGCGAGAGCAAGAAAUCCGGUCGCAUCGUUUGGGUUCUUGAUGCGCAGGCGCAGGGACGCAUCAUGUCCUCACUGUUGGCGGCGGAACGAGUCCAUGAGUUCGUGGAGGUCGAUAUCCUGGACGCGCAGGGACAGACGAGGCGGGGGACGGAGGUGCGCAACUGGGAGGCGCAGAAUGGAGCCCUGGCGUAUGUGGUUCGCUGGAUGGUAGGGGCACAGUUGGAAGUAUGCUUUGAGGCGUGGUUGCAGGAUCUCAAGGAGUAUGUUGAGAAGAAGACGACGCGGGAAUGAGAUGAGCUAGGGUCUGCCCCUUUACUUUGUACAUAGUAAUUAUACGAGCUUAAAUGGAAGUCUCCUUGCUGGAGCGAUUGGGCAGGGGGGAUUGCAUGCUUGGUAAAUUGAAUGAUAUCCCUG
Messenger RNA from Aspergillus welwitschiae, 897 nucleotides. RefSeq names its product SRPBCC domain-containing protein. The record is from RefSeq and is a predicted model, not a curated record. The transcript has a single exon. NCBI's taxonomy places the organism in Eukaryota, Fungi, Ascomycota, Eurotiomycetes, Eurotiales, Aspergillaceae. The coding region runs from base 136 to 774 and encodes 212 amino acids.